ACCGGUGUCGCAGGGGAGAUAAUUUAGUGUAAUACUGACAGACAGUAAUUUCACUUAUUUACGAAUGUGUAAAAUUUAAUAUACCGAUUUUCGCACACCAUAUUCACGUGUGUAAAUGAACGUUUUAAAACAAAAUUUAUAAGAUCCAUUCUUGUAGAUGGUAAGCCAGUUUGAUGGAGUUGGGACUUGAGUUUGAUGAUGAUGAUUUGAUCUGUGAUGUGAUCAGUUCAAAAGCUCGAGAGCCUCUUGGGUCAUACCAUGUUAAAGUUUGCACACCUCUUUGGUUUGAUCAGUGUCAGAAUGGGCAACGACAUAUAAAGUCCACCCCAGGAGAGAUAUUAGAGGAACUACUUGCAUUCAAGUUCAGUGGUGAUUACCAUUAUCAUCAAAAAGAGUAUCAGCUUGCUGCCAACAAAUACAAAGAAGCAUUUGAUUUGCUGCAGCCAAAUGUAUCUGCAGUGCGACUUGACAUUUCUCAAUCUCUGGCUAAAUGCUACCUGUACACUGGUCAGACUGAAGAGGCCAUUCAGAUUGUCAACUCACUGAUAAGAACUGCUCAGAAUGUUGACCAGCAGAGGCAGUGUCUAAUCUUACAACACAAGUUGUGUGUCUUCUCCAUCGACUGGCUAGGUGCAGUGUGUGCUCUUCAAAAGCUAAUCACUAUGGAAUGUCUUUAUGCACAGUAUUGGCUUCAGCUGGCUGAAGCAUACCGCAACUGUCCAGUAGAUGGAAAUAUAGAGGAUAUAAACAUCAAGCUGGCUACCUGUUACAUACGAGCCAGACUUCUCCUUAGAAGUGUGUAUCACCAGUGUGGACCAUUUGUACAAGAGAGAAAUAACCGUCUUGUCGCAGAAAUAACUCAAAAUAUUUCCAACUUGCCAAUCACAGAAUCAGAGUUGAAAAGAGCAACAGAGUUUCUAUCUCGUGACAUUAGAUCUGAUUUGGAAAAUGAUUUGGAUGAUGAUCAACAAGACACUGAAAACAUCAAAGUGAUGUCAACAGAGGGUGAAUCAUUUGGAACUAGGUGGUUUCAGUGGUCAAGUAGUGUAUCUGAAUCAUUUCAAGAAAAUGUUGAUUCAUGUGGAAAAGUGACUUGAAAGUUUGUCAUGAAUGUAACUGAAACUGAUUCUUGUAAUAUUUGGAGGAGGACCAGAUAUUUACUUGACACAUAAAGCUUGUGUGAGGGAGUGGAAAAGUAAAAUGUGUCAUUCUUUGAAGAAAACAAAAUGGGUUUCUACAAACCUACCGUUUUGUAUGAAACAGGUAAAACAAAAACCCUACAGUUUGGUGCAUAUCAAUGAUUGACAUAGAUUGAUUUUGUCAUUUCAUUAAAUGUCAUUAACAUCUGUUAAAUUGGAAAAAUAAAAUUGAAUAUUUAAAUUUACGUUUCUGUUUUAAUUUAUCUAGAUAGAGAGUACUAUCAAAUUCAACUUCAUAUGCACAGACAAAUACAAGUGGAUAUGGUGUUUUGCAUAUGAAUUAUAUCACCAAGGUUUAUGAUGGUAGCAUUCACAUUGAUUUGUCAUUUCAUUAAAUGUCAGUAACAUCUGUUAAAUUGGAAA
Gigantopelta aegis is the source of this 1562-nucleotide messenger RNA. RefSeq lists its product as uncharacterized. The record is from RefSeq and is a predicted model, not a curated record. Lineage: Eukaryota; Metazoa; Mollusca; Gastropoda; Neomphalida; Peltospiridae. Gene Ontology annotation, molecular function: protein binding. The coding region runs from base 174 to 1097 and encodes 307 amino acids. The transcript has 10 exons.